Portunus trituberculatus (swimming crab) is the source of this 735-nucleotide messenger RNA. RefSeq names its product serine/threonine-protein kinase STY46-like. Gene Ontology annotation, molecular function: protein kinase activity; ATP binding. NCBI's taxonomy places the organism in Eukaryota, Metazoa, Arthropoda, Malacostraca, Decapoda, Portunidae. Bases 1 to 735 code for a protein of 244 amino acids. The transcript has a single exon. The record is from RefSeq and is a predicted model, not a curated record. Gene Ontology annotation, biological process: protein phosphorylation.
AUGUGCGCCCUGGACGGCGGCUCCUUCCUGGGCAGUGGCAGCAAUGGCUGCGCGCGGAUCUUGCUGUGGGGCGGUGCGCCCGUGGUGAGGAAGGAGUUUCACCACGACGGAGCACUGCUAUUCAUGAUGCGGGAGGCGCGGCUCAUGCUGGAGCUACGCGGGGCCGGGGCCGUGCCGCGCCCUCUGGUCCUGGGUUUCCAGGCCCUCACCCUCAUCCAGGAGUUUGUCGACGAGCCGUACGACAAGUUCCUGAUGCAGUGCUGCGUGCAGGGCGUGCUGCGCUCCCUGGGCCAGCUGUGCCGCCCCCUGGGGGAGGUGCACGCCCGGAGUGUGGUGCACAAUGACCUGAAGGCUGACAACAUCACAGUCUCGGGCAGCGUGCACUGCCCCGUGCUGCACGUCAUCGACCUGGAUUGGGCGUGCCGCGCGGGGCGAGUCGCCGCGGACUUCAGCUUAGAGACGGGCGAGGAGGACGACUUUCCCAGAGAAGGGUUAGGCGUUGAGUGCCCCUGGAUGGCGCCGGAGGUGAGGGCGCGGCGGCCCGUGUUUGCCUCAGGGGACGUGUUCAGCCUGGGCUUCCUGUUGCAGCAGAUAGCAGAUUCCUGCAUCCAGCCCUGGCUGGCGGUGCCCCUGUGGCGGCUUGGGCAGAGCUGCCCCCGUGAGGAGCCGAGCUGCCGCCCCUGCCUUCUCAAGGUGGCGCGGGCUCUGGCGGCGCUGCGGCGAGGACUGCUAUAG